AAAGCCUACGCAUUGGGGGCGGUGCAGCCGAGGCUCAGCCUUCUGCAGGGUCGGUGGGCGGGCAUGGGGCUGGCGCAGUUGGGUGCGCUAAGCUCCCUAAUAGGGUUGGUUCACAGUGGAGUGGUUACCCGUCAGUGUGCCGCGGCAGCAGCGAGCCGAGCCGGCGAUCGGAAGGAGGAGUAGGAGGGUGGGCACGUAACGGGGCCCACCGUUCCGCAGCGCCUCCGCAGCUAUGGCCCCAAUUAAGGUGGGCGAUGCCAUCCCCUCCGUGGAGGUAUUUGAAGGGGACCCUGGGAACAAGGUGAACCUGGCAGAAUUGUUCAAGGGCAAGAAGGGUGUGCUGUUUGGAGUUCCUGGGGCAUUUACCCCUGGCUGUUCCAAGACCCACCUGCCGGGAUUUGUGGAACAGGCUGAGGCUCUGAAGGCCAAGGGGGUGCAGGUGGUGGCAUGUCUGAGUGUUAACGAUGUAUUUGUGACUGGAGAGUGGGGUAGAGCCCACAAAGCGGAAGGCAAGAUUCGGCUCCUGGCUGACCCCACUGGGGCCUUCGGAAAGGAGACAGAUUUAUUACUAGACAAUUCAUUGGUACCCCUCUUUGGGAAUCGCCGGCUCAAGAGGUUCUCCAUGGUGAUAGAGAACGGUGUGGUGAAGACUCUGAAUGUGGAGCCAGAUGGCACAGGCCUCACUUGCAGCCUGGCCCCCAACACCCUCUCACAGCUCUGAGGCCCUGGGCCAGACGCUUCCUCUGCCCUUUCCUGUCAUACCUGUCCAGCCUGGACAGAGGGCCCUGAUCCUGCCUUAGCUGCGGCUGUCUGAUUUGAAUGCUGGCCACGUUUCUGCAAUUAAACACUUCUGCUUCUCA
This is a messenger RNA of Heterocephalus glaber (naked mole-rat), 860 nucleotides long. It is a transcript of the gene Prdx5, whose product is annotated as peroxiredoxin 5. The record is from RefSeq and is a predicted model, not a curated record. Gene Ontology annotation, molecular function: thioredoxin peroxidase activity. NCBI's taxonomy places the organism in Eukaryota, Metazoa, Chordata, Mammalia, Rodentia, Bathyergidae. Gene Ontology annotation, cellular component: peroxisome; mitochondrion; cytoplasm. Gene Ontology annotation, biological process: cellular response to oxidative stress; hydrogen peroxide catabolic process; cell redox homeostasis.